This is a messenger RNA of Ostertagia ostertagi, 1464 nucleotides long. NCBI's taxonomy places the organism in Eukaryota, Metazoa, Nematoda, Chromadorea, Rhabditida, Trichostrongylidae. The record is from the annotation of a GenBank genome assembly.
AUGAGAAUCCAUUUCGCCUUUGUAACAUACAAAAAACUCUCAAAGCAAUACCUGCAUCGUUUCGGUUAUCUGAAACAGCCCGGCGCCCAGCUUACACGAAUUUCGCGCUGGACUUCGAUUGUUCCAGGUAGGAUGGAAAGAGUAGUAGGCGUGGAGCCGACUGGUGAACUGACGCCCGAGACCGUGGAAGCCACCCAAAGAAACGUUUGCGCUCAGAAGGACACAAGGAAGGAUACUGGCAGAUCGAAACGAUUUGCUCUUUCCGGCACAUCAAAAUGGGACAAGAAACACUUUACUGGCCUGCACGAGCUGUCCCUCAAGUGCUCGACAAUCCAGAAGGCUUUCCAGCUUUGGGCCAAGCAGGCUAAUGACGAAACCUGCCUCAAGGUGACUUUCCACUUUGAAGAGGCCGCAUCACAAGACGAAGCUGACAUCAACAUUCUGUGGGCCGAAGGAGCUCAUGGGGAUCAGUACGAGUUCGAUGGCGCUUCGGCAAAGAAAAACAUCCUGGCGCAUACGUUCUUUCCCGGUCAUUCGGAACCGCUCAACGGUGACAUCCACUUCGACGAUGCCGAGACCUGGGAGACUGACCUGUCGGCGGCCACCAACCAUGAUCGUCGAUUUUUCCCAUACGUGCUGGCACACGAGAUCGGCCACGCGUUGGGUCUGCAACAUGCGAAGAAGCAGGAGGCCAUUAUGUAUCCGUACUACAAAAAUACUCCCUUGGAUGAGAUCAAACUCGACCUGGACGAUAAAUGCGCCAUUAACUGGAAUUACGGUAGUGAUCGUCGAUUUUUCCCAUACGUGCUGGCACACGAAUGGGCCACGCGUUUGGGUCUGCAACAUGCGAAGAAGCAGGAGGCCAUUAUGUAUCCGUACUACAAAAAUACUCCCUUGGAUGAGAUCAAACUCGACCUGGACGAUAAAUGCGCCAUUAACUGGAAUUACGUGGGAACAUCGAAGUUCUGCCUGUUCGUGUGGUUGAUGAGUGAGAUCGUGCCGAUCCACAACAAUUCCGAUCAAAUGGCGUCCAGCAAUCAUAUGAACAAUAGCCCGAAGCAACGAAUUAAAGCUGCAAAGCGAAUUUUAAAACAGACUAGAAUUCCACGAUGUCUUGCUUCGAACGAUAUUCAAUGGCUGAUAGAAGCAAAACUACAAAAAUUUCUACAUUUUCCUGCAGUGGAAUCAAAAACGUACAGUGAAGUGUUGUGUAAUUUUUUGUUGGGCUUGCACGCGUACAGAGGUAGCCCCGACUAUGUAUCUAGCGAUUCGCUUGAGAAAGAAUUCAAUGGAGUGAUGAAAGAGGUUUCCGAAUUUGGCCCAGUAUCAUCCGCUUCUGUUCGGCGAAUGGCGCGAGGAGCUUGGAGACGACUGGAACACGGUCGACCUUCCGUCCUAGAUCCUUCGUAUUUCGAUGACAAUUUCUUCAACAAAUUCCUUCCCGAGUAUUUACAAUUACAAUAG